GCAUUACUGUAGAGUUUUUAGUGAAUUAGAUGGUUAAUAGUGGCAAAAUACAGACUACAUCCAAAAAUGGUGCUAAAAGAAUUGCUCGGCAUGUGUCGCCUUUGUUUAAAAUCACACUCCAGCACGGUGCGGAUCUUUUGCGACGAUGAACUCGUGCGGAAGCUGGAGCUCGUUUUCCGGUUUCAGAUCUCACAGUUGGAUUCAUUGUCGACGUUGAUGUGUAAAACGUGCUACGAGACUGUCAUCAGUUUCUCCGAGUACAGUCACACUGUGGAGAAGAAUCAACUCUACCUAGAAUCGCUGUUGGUCGAGCUGCCGAAAGCAACCGAAAGCGAUUGCUCGGAGGAUGAAGAUAGUGUACCACUCUCUAGGUUACUUGGACCGGUUGCCACGUCACCGGUCAAAAGUGACCACGAAGAGGCCGCUCCGGAUCGGGAGGAAUCGGUGCCAACAGAGGUCAAAGAUCCGUUGGCUGGCGGUCCGUCCAGCAAACUGGAUACGGAUGCACUAAUCCGGGAAUACGUGUCUCUGUGUUGCGACGUUUGUGGCACCGUGGUGGACAGCUUCCGAGCGCUUGUCGAGCACUGCAGGCGUCAGCACAAAACAGGAGCAAGGGUAACUUGCCUGGGGAAGCGCUUUACUCGUCGCCAUCGUCUCGUUAACUUCAUUCGACACCAUAUCGAACCACAAGCGUUCAAGUGCGGCCAGUGUGGCCAGGUGUGUAAAAGCAAGGAACUGUUACAGAUUCACCGGAAGCAGCACCUGCCGGAGGCCGAACGGCUUCACCAGUGCGCGGUUUGUGGCCAACGGUUCGCGCGCCGAUCACAGCUGCUAAACCACAACGCAUUGCACGAACGAAAAUACAUCUGUAAUGAGUGCGGGAAGACGUUCGCCUUCCGGUACAUGCUCGUGAAACAUCUGCAGCAGCAUCAAACGGGCCGUGAACGGCAACAGUUUGUAUGUGAAUUCUGUGCCAAGAGUUGCACAUCAGAAGCAGGAUUGAAAAUGCAUCAAGUUUCCCACGAUGCCAACGUUACUAAGGAACCGCCCGUCCAGUGUACUCACUGCAGUCGGUGGUACAAAAACAAGACAAGCCUGCGGGUGCAUUUACGCCGCCUUGCGGAUACCCGAACGCAUCGCUGUGAGCAGUGCGAGAAGGACUUUCCCACGAAAAAUUCGCUCAACGGACACAUGGCGUACGUGCACGGGGAGCAGAAGGAUCGGUUUCCCUGUCCACAGUGUGAUCGAACGUUUCGCCGGCGACGGGAGCUGACAGAACACACGAGCCGCCACAAUGGCACAGCGCUUUAUGAAUGUAAGGAAUGCGGUAAAUCUUUUUAUACCAGCUCGAGUUAUGCCACGCACCGCAAACGUUACCACGCAACCUGAGUCAACGGAGCUCGGCAGA
Messenger RNA from Anopheles aquasalis, 1408 nucleotides. Its product is annotated as zinc finger protein OZF-like. Gene Ontology annotation, biological process: regulation of transcription by RNA polymerase II. Lineage: Eukaryota; Metazoa; Arthropoda; Insecta; Diptera; Culicidae. The record is from RefSeq and is a predicted model, not a curated record. Gene Ontology annotation, molecular function: DNA-binding transcription factor activity, RNA polymerase II-specific; RNA polymerase II transcription regulatory region sequence-specific DNA binding; zinc ion binding. Gene Ontology annotation, cellular component: nucleus.